UACCGGCGAGCGGUGUGUACGGGCGCUAUGGCGAGCCGGAAGAGGCAGGUGGCCGAGAAGGCCCGGCGGACAUGUGAGGAGGAGAGGAAAGAGCUGGGAAGCCCUAACAGGGAGAACCCGGGCAACAGCAGGAGCAAAAAGUUGAGCCGGGGCCCUAAAGUUGUCGCUGCCUGCCUGUCCAGCCCGGCCUCUACCCCUGUAGCCUCCAGGAAAGAGAAGGAGGGUGAAAACGGUUCCAAUAAGAAGACUCCUCAGUUGCUGUCUAAGUGCAAGUCAUGGGACAUUAAUUCUCCAUCCAGAGAUGCAGAGCAACAUCAUGAAAUAUUUUGGGAUCCCAAUUCACCGACUUGUUUUAAACUAGACAAUGGAAGAAAAAAGACGGCAAGCAAAUGUAUUGUUGAGAUUUCAGAUAUUGUCAACAGAAUUGCUCCAAAGGAUGGAAAGCCUUCAAAUUCUGAUUCUUCAUACUUCGGUGUAUGGAUUGGAGAUGAUGCUAUCCCGUGCACUCCAGUAGUAACCCGCACUAGAACUAAAAUGCAUAGAUCUAGAAUCCUAAAAACAGAAGAAGAACUCAUGGAAUUGGCAAAGCAGUUAGACCGGAAUUUGGUUGAACAUAAAGACCAGAAUUCUGAUGACUUGAUAGACAAAGCAAACAAAGUUGUUAAUGUUGGUGGUGCUCAGGAAGAUGGCAGUGGUUCUUUCCUGGAAUACAUUCCUGAAGAAGAUGAAGUAUCUCUAGCAUUGAAAUCUGUUAGCCAAAGCUCAGGUAUAGGAGCAGAAAAGAGCAGUCAAAAGUCUGUGGACCAGGAGGCUGAAGAAGCAUUUAAUGCUUUGUUUGAUUGUUCUACACAGAAAUGCAGUGGACGGUUAAGUCAAACUUUGUCCCAUGUUUCUACAAGCAGUAUUGAGUUUGCUUUAGAUACAGGAAAUGGCAUCGGGGAAAAUCAGUUACUUACUAAACAUAAAGUUCCACCUGAAAGCAAUAAAACUUCAGGUCGUUUUUCCUUCAAUUCAAAAGUACGAUCAGAUAUGUUGCAGUGUGAUCAAACUUCUAAACAAGCUGGGUCUAGUGGAAAGGAACCAGUUCAAUCCUCUGAUAUGGCUCAUUCAGAAUUAAAUAGCCAGGAUGACUUUGAAGAUGACUGGGGAGAAGACAUUCUUGAAGACGAUUCUUUUGUAAUGCAGAUUACUCAAAAUCCUGAGUUGGUUGCUACUCCAAAAAGUAACGUAACUUCAAAAACAGCAAAUGAUGCUAAUCUACAUACUGUAGGAGGGAAAGACAGCUCUGGAUGUACAGCUAAAGUCAUAACCUCUAAUAAGCCUAAUCAUUUUAAAUUUGUACCCCUAAAAUUAAAUGAAGGUGAGGGGAGUAAAAUGAAAACGCCUGAUCUAAACAGAUCUGAAACCUCACAUGUGAAGAGAACAGCAGACUGUACAAGAGACAGGAUGAUUUCUACUGCACAUGCUCUAGGACCAUCGGGGGCCCAGGUUCCAAAACCAAAUGAUACUGGUCUAAAUUCUUCAACAAAUCCUUCCGCUAACUUUGGAGUAUCUAAAACUUAUACCUUUUCAUCUAAACCAUUAAGCUCUAGAAAGGAAAAAGAUGAAAUACCCAAAAAGGAAGUCCAAGCUGCACAGCAAACUCAUACUGUCUCUAAAAACAAGGAGUCUGUUUACUCUGAUGAAUGGGAUGACCCUAAGUUUUCUGAUGAAGUCCUAGAAAUGUUUUGUGAAUCUGAGGGAAGUCUGUGGGAAGAUAAGGCUGACGAUGAUGAUGACCUAUUGUAUCAGGUCUGCGAUGACGUUGAAAGGUUGACACAGGUUCAAGCAUCUGUGGGAAAUACUCAGGUCUCUAGUUCAAGUCUUAAUGUUUUCACAAAGAGUGUCACAAAUAAUAAAUCUGAAACCAAAAUUACCACAAACUAUUCUUGUGCUUCAAAUAAAUCCAGUGGGUACACAUUAAGUUCUAAUAAAAUGGCUGCCAAGGGUGUUUCUCCUGCAUCUGUGAGUGGAAACUGCUUGAAUUCUUUUCAAAACAGCUCCUUCCAAAGGACAAACCAGGCUUCUUCAACUUUCAGCAGGUCAAACUCUAUGCCUUAUGUAGCGGAGUCCAAAAAGUAUCAAGAGCCUCACUCACAAGGUGUAAAUAAUCUACAGGCCACCGCAAGCAAUGCAAGAACUUCCCAGGCACCUUCAAAGUACUCUUUUACAAGAACUAAGCUUUCUCCAGCACUGUCUGUCCACACAAAUAGCUCUCUUUCUGAAAAAGAGAGCAUUUCUAAAGGGCUUCAAGGUUUUGUUGAUGGUAAUAAAAGAAACCCUAAUUUGCAGCCACAUGUGCUCUCAAGUCAGCAGUCAUCAUUAAAAAGGCAUCUUUCAGAAUCGACCAUACAGUCAUCGAAAGUCUUUGUCUCAGAAGACAGAAGUAAGAAGUGCUCAAUGGAAGAGAUUGAGCGGAAAAAACAGGAAGCUUUGGCUAGAAAGAAAAUGAGAGAAAGAGUGGGUUCCAAUGACAAUGCACCAACGUGAUGAUCCAAAAACAUCUAUUGUUCUGUCAUAGAAGUUGACCUUUUUGUUGGAUAUUAUAGUUUCUCUGUGAGAAAAUGUAGUAUAAAUCACAGCAAACACUAUGUUGUUAUAGUUUUGUUUUAUAAAUGUUUACAAUGUUAAACUUUUUUUUGUAUAAAAUAUCCUGCUGUGCUCAGGAAUAAAAUGUGUGAACUUGUAUUUAUCAUGCUUUCUAAGAUCACUGUCUCAGAGUCUGUCUUCACUACACAACAUAGCUGAAAGUUGAAAAUGUUCCUUCAUAUAGUGCUGUAAACAUUUUAUAUGUGUUUUGCUGGUGUUACAUUUGCUUAAUAAAUAUGAUUGUAACUCAUUCCUCUUGUAUAUCUGA
This is a messenger RNA of Nanorana parkeri, 2896 nucleotides long. RefSeq names its product Ewing tumor associated antigen 1 (gene ETAA1). The transcript has 6 exons. The record is from RefSeq and is a predicted model, not a curated record. Bases 28 to 2529 code for a protein of 833 amino acids. Lineage: Eukaryota; Metazoa; Chordata; Amphibia; Anura; Dicroglossidae.